AUGGUGAUAAGCUGGCCCGACGGUGCACCUUGCCUUCAUGCUGUCUUUGAAUCGAUGAAUCCACUUGAAGCAGUUGAGCAUCAGGGUGGUUUACAGAGAAUAAUUGUAGUAAAUUUGAAAGGAAAUACGAGUACUGAUCGAUUUCGCGGUUUUGCUAUUCAGCCAAUUUCUUACAGAGGACCAAAUCGAGGUAAAAGAGUAGGACAGUUUCUGCGAUUGGACGAUAACGGUUCCUGGCAACAGCAAUGUUUUCGCUUCAAAAAUUCGGUGACACAUUCGCAUGACGAAAAGAAAAAACAUAUCAAAUUAUGGUGGAAAAAUGAAUUAAACGACGAUGAUUAUGUACAAUUUGUGGCAACUGUGGUUAAGGCACAGAAAGAAUUUUGGGUUAAAUCAGUCAAAUCAAUACCAAUACCGCCAUGCCGCAUAGAAAAGAGCGGUAUCGAAGAAUACAUUCCGGAUCCGAUAACACCACCACCACCGGCAAAUAAAUUCAAAUUGGAUACAUUUAAAAUGUUUGAUGCGUUGGAUAAUGAUUUACAAUGGAAUUUGUUGCUGUUAGUACCGAACGAUGCUGAUAAUACACCAAAACCUCAAAGAAUUCAAGAUUUCUUUAAGGUUGUACAGAUAUCAAAUCGAUUGAAUGCAAAUUUAACAUCGCCAUUAAUACCUUCAACACGAGUUACCGUUGUUAGACCAUCAGUAUCACCAUUGAUAAGUGUAUCACAAACUCGACCCACAUCUGUUCAAAAUUUAUCACCAACAUCGCAAUCAAAUAUCGCUCAACCGAUAUCAUCGAUUGCUGCUUUAUCACGACGACAACAACCAUCACCGUUAACCUCAAAUUCGAUUCCAUUCAUACCAACUCGAAAUAAUCGAGUAAGGUUAGCUAAGCAACAAUCACUGCAACGCAUUUUUAAAAUUUUACCAAAUAAUCGAUUUCAACGAAAUUUCAACCGGACAAUGGCAGUACCUUUUCAGCGUCAACCAUUUCCACCAUCACCACCAGCAAGAAGUUUUCAACAAGACAUCCCGAGAAAUCGUGUCAAUUCAAGAAUUAGAACGAGCGGCAAGUUACUUUAUUGCGAAUUUACCAUCGGUAUCUGA
Molecule: messenger RNA, 1107 nt
Organism: Acanthocheilonema viteae
Lineage: Eukaryota; Metazoa; Nematoda; Chromadorea; Rhabditida; Onchocercidae
Source: the annotation of a GenBank genome assembly